GUUAAGAUAACAUUACCGUUAAGCUUUACCUCUGUUAAGUACCCUAACGCAGCGUAAUUUAAUCAGCCGUUAACUUCAUGUUGCUCAACAAGUUUUAACGCUAGCGUUAAUUAACGCAGCGUUAAGACUUUAACAUCCAUGUUAAAUCCCACAAUCCAUUCCAAAUUUCCACUUCCUGUUCCUGUUAUCCAAUUCCAAAAUGGCAUCCCAAGCAGACGCAUCUUCAGUGACUUCACCUGAAAUUAAAAGAAAGAAAAGGAGCAUUAACUUUAGCAAUACAGAAAUAUUGAAAUUGGAAGAGCUGGUUAAAGAUGAGAAAACAUUUUCAAUAUUAACUAAUAAAUUUUCAAACACUGUAAAUAAUAAAAUGAAAAAAGAUAUGUGGACGAAAAUUGCUGAAGUAAUUUCUGCACAAGGAAUUGCAGUUAGAACUGCGGAUGAAUGUAGUAAUAAAUGGCAGAACUUGAAAAGAGAGAGCAAGGCAGCAGUUACCAGUGAAAAGUUAGAACGGCGUAAAACGGGCGGAGGGACCCUGACACUGACAGCUGUCGCCGAUGAAAAAAAAGUUCGGAUCGCCGAAAUGUAUAAAGAUUCGGCAUCCUUCAAUGGGAUUAUUGGAGGAUUGGACAGCGAUGAAGCUGAUGGUCGUCACUUUCUGUCCAACACCACAGUUGCGCCCGCUGUGGGAACAGUUGAACAAAUGGAGCAGUCAAGUGAGUGUUGUAAUAAAGGUCCAGCAAAGAAACAAAAGAAGUUUGCAACAAAGUCUGAAGAACUUCAGUACUGGCAGGUACAAUAUUUCAAAGGGGAGGUGGAAAAGCAGGAACAGGAGAAACAACUACUUGAUAUAAGGAUUCGUAUGCUGCUGAAAGAGGAAAUGAGACGUGACCAGAACGUUGUUGAUGAGAUCAUCAAUGGAAAAUUUUUCGAGGACUAAAUAUAAUGGUUAUAUUGACUUAGUUGCCUCAGUGCUUUAUUGAAUAUAAAAUGAUUAACAUUAAUUAUUUUAAAUGAAUAUAAUAAAAGUGUUUUUAGCAAUAA
Messenger RNA from Dreissena polymorpha, 1041 nucleotides. RefSeq lists its product as uncharacterized. The record is from RefSeq and is a predicted model, not a curated record. The transcript is spliced from 4 exons. Gene Ontology annotation, cellular component: nucleus. Lineage: Eukaryota; Metazoa; Mollusca; Bivalvia; Myida; Dreissenidae. Bases 200 to 937 code for a protein of 245 amino acids.